This is a messenger RNA of Sceloporus undulatus (fence lizard), 3764 nucleotides long. It is a transcript of the gene RAE1, whose product is annotated as ribonucleic acid export 1. Gene Ontology annotation, cellular component: nuclear pore. Lineage: Eukaryota; Metazoa; Chordata; Lepidosauria; Squamata; Phrynosomatidae. The transcript is spliced from 13 exons. Gene Ontology annotation, biological process: transcription-dependent tethering of RNA polymerase II gene DNA at nuclear periphery; RNA export from nucleus. Gene Ontology annotation, molecular function: ubiquitin binding; RNA binding. The coding region runs from base 129 to 1238 and encodes 369 amino acids. The record is from RefSeq and is a predicted model, not a curated record.
GCCUCGCUGCUGGGCGCUGGUCAACGUGCUUCUCAUCGGCGCAUGCGCAAUUAGGACGGGCCUGUGCUGGGAGGCUGAGCCUGCCUUGUCGCCGCCGAGGAAAAAGUGGGAGCAAGGCAGGGGCCAAAAUGAGUUUGUUUGGGUCAACAUCAGGAUUCGGAACUGGUGGCACCAGCAUGUUUGGCAGCACAGCUACAGAUAACCACAAUCCAAUGAAGGAUAUUGAAGUUACAUCACCACCUGAUGAUAGCAUUGGUUGUUUGGCUUUCAGUCCCCCAACAUUGCCGGGUAAUUUCCUUAUUGCAGGAUCAUGGGCAAAUGAUGUACGAUGUUGGGAGGUCCAGGAUAAUGGGCAGACUAUUCCGAAAGCACAACAGAUGCACACAGGACCUGUGCUAGAUGUUUGCUGGAGUGAUGAUGGAAGUAAAGUGUUCACAGCAUCUUGUGAUAAAACUGCCAAGAUGUGGGAUCUUAACAGUAACCAGGCAAUACAAAUUGCACAGCAUGAAGCUCCUGUAAAGACUGUCCAUUGGAUUAAAGCACCCAAUUACAGCUGUGUAAUGACUGGGAGCUGGGAUAAAACUUUAAAAUUUUGGGAUACACGAUCACCGACUCCAAUGAUGACUUUGCAGUUACCUGAACGGUGCUACUGUGCUGAUGUAGUAUAUCCCAUGGCUGUUGUGGCUACUGCAGAGAGAGGCUUGAUAGUUUAUCAGUUAGAGAAUCAGCCUUCUGAAUUUAGAAGAAUAGACUCUCCACUUAAACAUCAGCAUCGAUGUGUGGCUAUUUUUAAAGACAAAGUGAACAAACCAACAGGAUUUGCCCUUGGAAGCAUUGAAGGACGAGUAGCCAUUCAUUACAUUAACCCACCAAAUCCUGCCAAAGACAACUUCACCUUCAAAUGUCAUCGAUCCAAUGGCACAAACACAUCUGCACCUCAGGAUAUAUAUGCUGUAAAUGGAAUCGCCUUUCAUCCAGCCCAUGGUACUCUUGCAACUGUAGGCUCUGAUGGUAGAUUCAGCUUUUGGGAUAAAGAUGCACGGACAAAGCUAAAAACAUCAGAACAAUUGGACCAGCCAAUAUCUGCUUGUUGCUUCAACCAUAAUGGCAACAUAUUUGCAUAUGCCUCCAGUUAUGAUUGGUCAAAGGGGCAUGAGUUCUAUAACCCACAAAAGAAAAACUAUAUUUUUUUGAGAAAUGCUGCUGAAGAAUUAAAACCAAGAAAUAAGAAGUAUUAAAUCUUAUGGAUGUCAAUAAGAGUCUAGCAGGUAACAACUGUGUGUGUGUGCGUGUGAUCUGUGCAGAGCAAAUAUUCCCUGGCUUCAUUAGAGCUAUUGCCUGCUUAUCUGUGUAGUGAAUCCAGCAAAAUACUGUACUUACUUCCCUUUUUAGCAAGUAUUGUUGUAACCUAAAGUGUAGUAAAACAAAAAGGUAUUCUGUGAUACAGGCACUUUGGGUGAAGUUUGAAGAGCAAAAUUUACCCAAUUUUUCUUACAGCCACUCAGAAGGCUUGCAGUAUAUUUGUGUUUAUGUACUUGUAAGUGUAAUGUGCAUUUAAUACAUUAGGCAUAUUCGGUGUGGUGGGUGCUAUUUUUUUCCCAGGAACUACUCAUGCAAUAGUAUUCAGAUAUGUCUGAAGCAUUCACUUUUUACUUGCCACGCCCAAGCUGAGAGAAUUUCUUCAGGACUACUCUCGCAAGUCUGUAACAACAUGGGAACUUCAACCUAAUCAAAAUGUUUGUUUGUUUUUUGCCACCUUAAUUUUGCAACAUCUUUGAGAUCAAAGUUGAGUAUCAUGUAGGAGAAUUGAAGUGAUAAACUGGGUUAUUCCAGUACUUUGUAUAAGGUGCAGAUUGCUAUUUGAAUACAACAUGAUAUAUUUCUUAUUUGUUGAUCUGGAUAAAUAUGACCUAUAUAUUCUUCUUACCUGCAGAUACGCUAUGUAGUUUUAGAAAGACAUGUUGAUUUGUGGAUAGGCUACACAGAUUGGGAGUGGGAAGUACUGUUUGACAGUUAUACCUAUAGAUCCAUCACUGUCAUUAGACACUCAAGCAGCCUCUGUAAUUUGAAGCAUAUUUUGUAAACUUCAGCUGAUGCACCGGUUGCAACUGUACUUUGGUAGAGAUAGCUUAGCCACAGCUAGCCUUCUGGGAACUUCCCAUUGAGACUAAAACAAUGCCAUCUAUGUGAGGUUGCCUUUAAUAAUUGGGUCCUAAGUUGAGCUGCAGGAUAUUAAUUGAGAUUGAGCCUUUCAACCAUCUUAAGACAGCUGUUUCAACUGCACAGGAUGCCAGUCUAUUUCAAAGCCCAAUUCAAACUUCUAAAACUCUCAGUGGCAUUAGCUGAAAAAUUAAAUUUUUCCAAAUAACCUUACCUAGUCCUUAAAACCCUCCUGAAGCUCAAAUUGUGUCCACCGGUUGAAGUGAGGGAGAUAGCUUUGAGGGAGAGGGCUUUUUUGGCCACAGAGCAUCCUCCACAGAAAUUUUUGUUGGUGCCAUCUUUAUUAUUUCUUUUGAUACUAGAUGAAGACUGUUUAUUCAGCCAGUUUUUUAAAAACUUGUGUUUGCUUGAUUGUUGUUCACAAUCUGGUUUCUUAAUUUAUGAUUCAUCUUUUCAUUGCUAUCUGCACUAUUAAUUGCUUUGUCUCCUUCGGUCUUGGAAAGAACAUAUUGUAUUUUAAUAAUGUAUUUCAUUUUAUUAAAGUUCUGUAAUCCUUCAAACAACGUACAUAAUUGAGUGGCCACACAAAUACAGUAAAACAUGCAAACCAAAACAUGUGAAGAGAAAAUUGUGACGAUCAAUUUGAAAUUAUGUUGAGUUGAUUACUUUUUUGUACACAAUGUUGCUAGGUAAUUUUGACAUUUGUUGAUGUGGUUUUUUGAAGAAAAAGAAAUGUGAGGAAGAAGAUGGGAACUAUUAUAAAACUCAUUAUCCUGUUGUAAUGGAUGUGACUAAACUUAAGAGUGCCUCAGGUUAAAUCAAAGCUUGAUAAUUUAAAUCACCAAUGAAAUUCAAGUCAAGGUUUCCUGUUUCCACUUCAGAUAUUUUGUUUCCAAAUGUACAAAUGUAUUUACAAACACUUUUGAUUACUACUACUGCCAUUACUAAACAUUUGGUUUAUAAGUAAACAGAGCUUUUCUGUCAGUUAGGGUCUAAUGACUGUAUGCCUGUCAACUUAUUAGAAGGUAUAUGUAUUUUUAAUUUGUAAAUCCAUACCUUCAUUAGUAAAUGUUGUACAGUUUAUUGCUUAUAUAUACUAAAUAAUUUGCUUAUGAUUUCUGAUAAGUUCUGUUCAAAUUAUUAACUAGAAGUUAAUUAAACAUGCAAACAGUAUACCGACUGUAUUUUGUCUUGCUGUAUUUUGCAUUUCUGUUUGCGUCUUUCUGUACACAUACAAGAAUUAUGUGCAGAAGAUCAAAUAUUAGAAUGUCCAGAAAGAAAAGCUAGUAGUUACUUGUGGGUGAGAACUUCAGGUAGUUAUAAAUGGCCUUAACGUGAGAACAAGAUCUUAGGUUGCAGAGGGCAUAAAAUGGGCAUGUAGGUGAUAAAGCAUGGACUCUUGGAGUUAGUGACUGGAACACAGGACUUGUAAUGAGUAAAUUACCCCAUUAUCAAAUUCAUAAUAAUAUAGUGCUUUAUCUGUUUUGCUGUAUUUAUAAACUUUGAUAUUAUAAAGCUUGGAGAAAGAGGAUUUUUAUACUGAAUAAUUAAUGCUGUAGGUCUUUCUCAAUGAUGGAUUCAAUGUCAAGGAAGUAUAUGGAUGC